This is a messenger RNA of Ceraceosorus guamensis, 3652 nucleotides long. RefSeq lists its product as hypothetical. The transcript is spliced from 8 exons. The record is from RefSeq and is a predicted model, not a curated record. Gene Ontology annotation, biological process: reciprocal meiotic recombination; double-strand break repair via homologous recombination. Gene Ontology annotation, molecular function: ATP binding; ATP-dependent chromatin remodeler activity; DNA translocase activity. Gene Ontology annotation, cellular component: nucleus. Bases 75 to 3419 code for a protein of 1114 amino acids. Lineage: Eukaryota; Fungi; Basidiomycota; Exobasidiomycetes; Ceraceosorales; Ceraceosoraceae.
CGCUUAAACCCGCGUUUCCUUUUCUACCUUGCCGGCCCUGUUCCCUCCCCCAACGGAGCGCCGCAACCCCGAUCAUGGAAUCAACCUCUCGACUGCACUCCAAGUUCAAGCCGCCAGCUUUCAUACGUCGGCCAGAAUCCGCGCGCGCGCCACCAGCCAAGCGUCCCAGGACCGCCUCGCCAGAUCCCAAUGAAGACGUCGAGACGGAAGCUUUUGCGCAAUCGCACGGGUCAAGAGUCAUUCGCAAGGGAACGGCUACUCCAGAAAAGGGGCGAGGCGAUGGUGGUGCGACUCUGAGCAGUGGCACCAAAGCUCCGCGCGUGCGUCCCAAUGGCACCCCGCAACCUGCUUCGCGCUUUGCAGCUCAGCGUUACUACCUAUGUACUUGGCGAAAGCCACAAGCUCGGAAACACAAGACGUGGGAUGGAGACGCGGUGCUCAUUCUGCGUUCAGAAACUGGCACCUGUACUUUGCGUUGUGCCGAAAGCUUCAAGGACCUCGCUACCAAUGUUCGCUUCACAGGAGGAGAGCUCAGCUCCGGUGAUGAGCUGAUGGUGGGGGGCCGAGAGAUAGAAAUUGACCGGCAAAUCAGUCACAUCGAGUACUGCAAUGGGGAGAAUGGCGGAGCCUUCUCGGGAGGCGCAGCAACUCACCCCACCCCUCGAACGCCAGCCGCGCCAGUGCAAAGCUUCUAUGCGAAACCUCCCACAAAGCCUUUCAAGAAGCUCAACGUAGGCAUCAGCGCUACUUCUGCGGCCAAGACGGCCACCCCCAUCAAGGUCGAAAAAGAUGCGACCGCCAGCUCUAGUCGAAGCCCAAGCCCCACCAAAACCGGUAGCCGCCCCUCGGGCUUACAAGAUCCCGGACUUGGCAAAGAAGCCAGGCCGAGAUACGACCCUGCGGCCGAAGGAGCCAUCAUCAUGAAACGGCCCGACGAGGCUCACGCCAAGCGGUACAACAGGCACAACUAUCCCAUCGUCGACGUCGUCGUUGAUCCGAUUUUAGGCCGCGCUCUCCGUCCUCACCAGGUCGAAGGAGUCAGAUGGCUUUACGAGCGCGUCAUGGGAAUGAAUGACGAAAAGUCAGAUCAGUACGGGCAGGGCGCGAUCCUGGCAGACGAGAUGGGCUUGGGAAAGACUGUGCAGACCAUCGCCCUCGUGCACACGCUCCUCAAACAGUCGUGCUACUACACUUCAUCGCCCAGCACCGUUCAGCGCGUGCUCAUCGUCUGCCCUCUGUCCCUCGUCAAGAAUUGGAAGCGAGAGUUUCGAAAAUGGCUUGGCGGCAACUCUCUCAACAUCCUCUGCGUGGAUGGUAGCGAGCAGACCAAACCGGAACGCUUCCUCAUGUCGAGGACAUUUCAAGUGCUGAUCAUCGGCUACGAAAAGCUACGCACGUGCGUCGACAUGCUAGCGUCUGCCCAGCCGCCCAUCGGCCUGAUCGUCUGCGAUGAGGGUCACCGACUCAAAUCAAAGGAUGCCAAGACGACGAAAAUGUUCGAGGCGCUCUCGACGCCGCGGCGCAUCAUACUCUCGGGAACGCCAGUUCAAAAUGAUCUCUCCGAAUUUCACGCCAUGGUAGACUUUGUCAAUCCGGGUCUGCUUGGCGACUACAACGUCUUCAAAAAGGUGUUUGAAGAGCCCAUCGUGAAGAGCCGCAUGCAACAUGCCAACAAGCAAGUACGAGAGACGGGCAAGUUGCGCAACGAGGAUCUCAAAAAGGUGACGGCAGUAAUUAUUCUUCGCCGCACCGCAGAGCUCUUGACUCAAUUCCUGCCACCAAAGUGCGAGCAGGUGCUCUUUUGUAGUCCGACGCAAAAUCAGCUCGACACCUAUCGCCACGUGUUGGGGUCCACACAGGUACGAGAUGUGCUGGACAGCGGCAAGACCAGUGGCGGCGGAGGGAGCAGCGCCUUGACUUUGAUUGGCGUCCUCAGAAAGCUUUGCAAUUCUCCAGAGCUACUGCUCAAGGAUCUAGAGACUUCCAAACGCGAUGGAGAAGCGUCGUUGACGGCAGCGAUUCUAGAAGGUGCAAUGUCGCAAUCUGCAUCGAAGCGCUUGUCCGGCAAUGCCAAUCUCAGCGGCAAACUGCUCUUGCUCAGCAGCAUGCUCCAAAGCAUCCGUAAAGAGACCGACGACAAAGUCGUCUUGGUAUCCAAUUUCACCGCAACAUUAGACAUCAUAGAAAUCAUGUGCAAGCGCAGCGGUUACAGCUUUGUUCGACUAGAUGGCAAGACGAAGCAAGAAGAUCGAAUGGACCUGGUCUCGGCUUUCAAUCGAGGCACGCAGUCGAACAACUUCAUCUUUCUUCUCAGCGCCAAAACGGGUGGUGUGGGUCUGAAUCUCACUGGCGCCAAUCGUCUGAUCCUCUUCGACAGCGAUUGGAAUCCGUCGGUGGACAGGCAAGCCAUGGCGCGCAUCCAUCGCGAUGGCCAAAAGAAGCCUUGCUUCAUCUAUCGGUUGUUGCUAGCAGGAACGAUGGAUGAAAAGAUUUAUCAACGACAAAUUUCCAAAAUCGGCCUCAGCGACUCGCUCAUCGAGGACAGCACCGCGUCUGGCCAAUCAUCUGACACUUUCUCCGUAGAGGACUUGCGCGACAUUUUCACCCUCCAUCGAGACACGCCGUGCCUUUCGCACGACAAUCUUUCGUGCUCUUGCAAUGGCAACGGUAUAGCAAAAUCUGGCAUCGACCACACGCAAGCGAACGUCGAGAGCGAUGACGAAGAUGUCCCAGUCUUGGCUGGCUUCGUGCCUGCCUCGCAGCACGCCCGUAGCCCGAAAGCGCAGCUGCCCAGCAAGCGCGCAAAACUAGCUGCUUUGCAUCAAUGGGGCCAUUUCGAUCUUCACAAGGCCGAUACAGGGUGUCUUGCGCUCGUCGAGGACGACCUUGUACGUCGCAUUGUAGAGAAGCAGACCCAUUCACAAGGCGUGGUCGCGCAUGGAGCGUGCAAGUCACCUGCUAUUUCACCUCGAUCUGGCCUCGGCGACGUGACCAAUGGCAGCAAUCCCAGCUCGCCAAGCAAGAGCACCCUGCUGGGAAAGACGGAUGUAACCACCCUCGAGAACGAUGCUCUCGCGAGAAGAUGCGCAGAGGAGCGCAAGGCUGCUUUGGCGAAUGCCGUCGUUUGCGAGCCCAUUUCGCGGCGAAAGCUUCGCGAUGCUCGAGGCGGACGACCGCCAGCUCCACCCGUCCGCUCACCUGAGCUUCAAAGACAAGUACUCGCAGCUCCUCCAGAGCUGUUGAGUCAAACAGAAGAGGGCGUCGAGAGCGAGGCGCCAAAGGGCAGUCCAUCUUGGAGCGACUUUGAAGGUGGCGAUCUCGGCCGUCCAACUUUCGACAUUACUCUGUGCAAGCCCGGUUCGCUUUUGUACGCAUUCAUCAAGUCUUCAAAGGCGCGCAGCUCAAAUGAAGAAGAAUGACCCGGUAACAAGCGCGAUGCUCCGAACGCCCAUCGUCAGCAGUCGAGCUGUCCAUAGACGACGCGAAUCUUGUAGAGAUGACACAGACCGCAGUAGAAUACAUGUUGACGAGGUCGCUCGCGCUGCUAAAGCGAAGGCGUGUCAUUCGGCCCAUUCGGGAUUUGCAGACCAUCCAGCAAGCUGUUCUCUUGACCACUGCGGAUCGCUUCGAGUUGAGCGGCAGAUUGAGUGGC